UUGGUCUGGGUUUUGACUAAAUUCUAUCUUUGUUUUUCUUGUCUAUGGUAAUCUUUCUUUUCCGACAAAAGUCAAAAUGAAGAUCGGACUUUGUGCCUACAGUGGAUACAAAAUAUACCCUGGCCAUGGAAAGACCAUGGUUAAGGUUGAUGGCAAGUCUUUCACAUUCUUGAAUUCAAAAUGUGAAGCGGCCCAUCUGAUGAGGAGAAAUCCCCGUAAAGUAACAUGGACUGUGCUCUACAGACGCAAAUUCAAAAAGGGUCAAGAAGAAGAACAGGCCAAGAAGCGUACAAGGAGGACCCAAAAGUUCCAAAGAGCCAUUGUAGGUGCUUCCCUCAGUGACAUCAUGGCUAAGCGUAACAUGAAGCCAGAAGUCAGAAAAGCUCAGAGAGAUCAGGCUAUUAAGGCUGCAAAGGAACAAAAGAAAUCAACUAAAGCAGCGAAGAAGGCCACAACAGCACCAACUAAAGUUAAGGCUGCACCCAAGGCGAAGGCUGCUAAAGUCAGUCAGAAGGCGGCACCUCGUGUUGGUGGAAAGCGAUAAGACCCUAAAAAUAAAAAUUCUUUAACAAUU
Messenger RNA from Bicyclus anynana (squinting bush brown), 574 nucleotides. RefSeq names its product 60S ribosomal protein L24 (gene RpL24). Gene Ontology annotation, biological process: cytoplasmic translation. Bases 77 to 544 code for a protein of 155 amino acids. Gene Ontology annotation, cellular component: cytosolic large ribosomal subunit. Lineage: Eukaryota; Metazoa; Arthropoda; Insecta; Lepidoptera; Nymphalidae. The record is from RefSeq and is a predicted model, not a curated record. Gene Ontology annotation, molecular function: structural constituent of ribosome; mRNA binding. The transcript has 5 exons.